Messenger RNA from Aspergillus affinis, 1200 nucleotides. RefSeq names its product Zn(II)2Cys6 transcription factor domain-containing protein. The record is from RefSeq and is a predicted model, not a curated record. Gene Ontology annotation, molecular function: DNA-binding transcription activator activity, RNA polymerase II-specific; zinc ion binding. Bases 1 to 1200 code for a protein of 399 amino acids. Gene Ontology annotation, biological process: regulation of transcription by RNA polymerase II. NCBI's taxonomy places the organism in Eukaryota, Fungi, Ascomycota, Eurotiomycetes, Eurotiales, Aspergillaceae. The transcript is spliced from 2 exons.
AUGCCUCCACGCCGACCGCACACUAAAUCCCGGCAAGGCUGCGCUGUCUGCAAGCGGCGCCGAAUCAAGUGUGACGAGAAUCGACCGACAUGUACACCGUGUACCAACUCUGCACGUGAAUGUGAAUACCCGGAACGGGAUAUCACAUUCAUGCCCUCUGCUAGCACAAGGAGGCGAAUAACGAAUUCCCCAGUGACUUCCUUGUCUUCUCAGGUCAGUCCUGGUUGCGAUCCCGAGAAUCUCCAGGGUCCAUCUGUGAACAUGCUUCAUAUUGAGUUGCUUCAUCAAUUAGCCACUGAAACCCUGAAAUCGCUACAUGAGAAUGUGAGCGACAUGGAUAUCUCUCUUUCAGAGAUGAUGAAGCACAGCUUAACAGCACCUUACUUGAUUAAUGAGCUGCUUGCUUUAGCUGCUCUACACCUCAGCACAAUUUGUGCUCAGCGUCGUGAUUUUUAUCGGCAUCAUGCCAUUCAAUUGCAGACCCAUGCUCUGAGAAUCUUUCAUGAAAUGAAUUCGGAAGUCAAUUCGGAAACCGUUGUCCCGCUUUUUCUCUUCACGUCGUUUCUUGGAUUACACAUGCUAUGUGACACUCUCAUCAAUCGAGGUGGAAAUUUCGAUGAGUUUCUCGACAAUUUUGUUCACUAUCUUCGUGUACAUCGCGGAUCCCGCACAGUAAUAGGUGCUCACUGGGAUUUAUUGGCUGAAACACCACUCUGGCCUAUCUUACAAGAUCAGACAUCCCGAUUGAACCAGCAAACUAGCUUGGACCUGGAUUGCAACCGGCUGUUCAAACUCAUACGAACGUCCGGCCUCGACCCUUCCACUUCCCACAACUACGAAGAGACCAUUGAGACAUUGCGACUGGCAAAAGCCCCUUCCAAAAAUGGGGCCACCUCCCUGGGUAUAUUCACUUGGCCGGUGGUUGUGCCCUCGGCAUACAUUGAUCUUUUGGCGGAACGCAAGCCAGAGGCCCUAGUAAUUCUUUCACAUUAUGCAAUUCUAUUGCAUUCUCGUCGAGAUACAUGGAUGUUCAGCGACGCUGGUCAGUUUAUGAUACAGUCUAUCAACCAGCAAUUAGGGCCCGAAUGGGCAGACUGGCUGACAGGUCCGAACUUUGCGUUGGCUAGCUGCUCAACAACAGGUGCUCCUCAUCAAGAGGAAAUGAUGGAGGAUCUUUCCAAUAGUUGUAAGCAUGUGUAA